AUGUAUCGCAAGAAAGACAAAAGAAAACAGGAAGAAAAAGUAAUUCCGAGUAAACCACCGGAAAAUUUUGUUGCUCACAUUGGUUUAUAUAUGUAUCAUGAUCCAGCACGAAUCCUUAGUCGUACUGAGCAAGGGAACCUCUUAUAUAAGAAAUCAGUGCAAUUAUUCAGAAGCGACGAACAUGAAAACAGGAUUGGAGAGGAAUAUGACCAAUCAGAGGAUACGAAUUGUGUGGAAAAUACGAAAACAUUUAAUUUUUCAAGGGGAAAUAAAACUAAUGUGAACGGAGAGGGAAAAUGA
Messenger RNA from Loa loa (African eye worm), 300 nucleotides. RefSeq lists its product as hypothetical. The record is from RefSeq and is a predicted model, not a curated record. The coding region runs from base 1 to 300 and encodes 99 amino acids. The transcript has 2 exons. NCBI's taxonomy places the organism in Eukaryota, Metazoa, Nematoda, Chromadorea, Rhabditida, Onchocercidae.